GGGCUGGAGCCUGCGCCGCCUGCGGGGCCUGUUGGGCGGGGGCAGCAGCGAGGAGGAGCCGGAAGAGUUCCAGGGCUUCCCUCCCGAUGAGCCUGUCUCGCAGAGUUCCUUGCGCGCUGCCCUGCGCUCCCAGAGAGGCGUGUCGCCCCAAGCCAGUGGCAGGAAGAAGAGGGACGUGUCCCUGCUUGCAGCCCCCUCCAAGGCACCGGCCAAGCCAAGGAAGGGCGAGGCCCAGCGGGAGCGCAUGGUCAAGGCCCUGGCCGAGCUGCUCCAGAGAUCUAGGCCCCCACUGGCCAGGCCCCCUCUGGGCGCCAACCCCACCCAAGCCACCAGGACGCCUCCCGAGCAGGACCCAGGGCCCUCUGAGGCCAUGCCCCCUUCCCCAUCCUCCAGCAGCCCCUCAAGGGGGCAGAGCCACGACCCCAUGGUGCCCCACCGGCCACGGGGCCGCCCCCGCGGCUCCUUCAAGAAGAAGCCGGGAGCCCCUCAGCGGGGUGCCAAGGCUCCCGGCACUGCCCCAGCGCCCCCCAGAAAGAGCCGGGGGCUGGCCUCAGGUGCCAGCCCGAGCUCCCGGAGGAAGGGCCCUGGGCGUGGGCGGAAGAAAUUGCCCUUGCUGCUCAAGUUUGUCUCCAAAGCAAAACGGCUGAAGUCGGGGCGGGUGGCGUUGGCCCGUGCCGGGCUAAAGCCCCCCGUGGGCAGGAAGAGGGGCAGCAAGAGGAGGAAGAGCAGCCCACCAAGGAGGAGGGAUGUUUUGCCGGGGGACUCCCCCACUCCCCCUGCCCCCCCUCCAGAGCAGCUGCCGCAUGAGGCACCAGCCGAGCCGGCCUCUCCGACCCAAGCCCGGUGGAAGCGGCGGAGACGGGCACGGCGGCCAGCCCGGCGCGAGGUCGCUGUGGAGGAGAGGCCGGCAUCGCCCCUGUGUCCGGCCCAGGCAGAGGAGGAGUCAGCUGCCCCGGCCUCCAUCGCCCAGUCCACACGGGCACAGUGUCUGAAACGGGGGCGGGGCCGGCCGCCCCUCACCCCCAGUCAGCGGGCCGAGCGGGUGGCAGCUGCCCAGCGGGAGGGGGCUGGCACGGUGGGUGAGGAGCCCCCUGGGCACAAAGCCACCUUCCUGAAGAACAUCCGCCAGUUCAUCAUGCCCGUGGUGAGCGCCCGCUCCUGCCGCCUCAUCCGUCCGCCCCGGCGCUUUAUGGAUGAGCCCCCCCCGACGAGCCCCCCGGGCCAAGGCCCCUGA
This is a messenger RNA of Chrysemys picta bellii (western painted turtle), 1234 nucleotides long. NCBI's taxonomy places the organism in Eukaryota, Metazoa, Chordata, Testudines, Emydidae. The record is from RefSeq and is a predicted model, not a curated record.